Messenger RNA from Humulus lupulus (European hop), 2278 nucleotides. RefSeq names its product pentatricopeptide repeat-containing protein At1g52640, mitochondrial. Gene Ontology annotation, molecular function: protein binding. Gene Ontology annotation, cellular component: chloroplast. The record is from RefSeq and is a predicted model, not a curated record. The transcript has a single exon. NCBI's taxonomy places the organism in Eukaryota, Viridiplantae, Streptophyta, Magnoliopsida, Rosales, Cannabaceae. Bases 317 to 1900 code for a protein of 527 amino acids.
GUGAAGAGCCCGUCAAAAGGCUGAAGUCUUUCAGGAGAUGCAUACAAUUCUUCGCUAGCGACCAAAAUAUGUAUAGCAAUUACAACACAAUGGUUUUUUUUCUUCUUUUCUUUUAUAUUAUCAUUUAAAGAAAAUGUAACACGUCGUAGCAGUGUUAAAACUUAAAAGGUUCAAAUCAUGCAACUAAAAUAAUAAAGUUUUUAUAUAUUUUUCAUUGAUCGUGUUCAAAUAUGUUAUGUAGCCAUUUUUUAUUGGGCCUCAUAUAUCAAGUUCAACACUUCAACUCAGAGAAAAAAAAAUCAACACCUCAACCUUCAUGCAAAUAGAGAAAACUAGAAAAAUGGCCAUUAGGAUUCUCUCCUCGAAAUCAUUGUCCCUUCGCUCUGUCUUUACUACCCUUAAUCUCCGUAAGUUUUCUUCUGGUGCUCUACAACACUCAGACCUACUAACGUCGCCCUCGCCGGAUAUCGUGAACGAUGUUUCCCGCGUUCUAAGCGACCACCGCAAUCCCCACGAUGACUUGGAGCAUUCACUGAACUCUUUCUCAACCCAUGUAUCAAUAACCAUGGUCGAACAAGUCCUUAAAAGGUGCAAAAAUCUUGGGUUCUCGGCACACAGGUUCUUUCUUUGGGCUAAAAGAAUUCCAGGUUUCGAACACAGUGUUGAGAGCUAUCACAUUUUGAUUGAUGUCUUGGGAAGUAGCAAGCAAUUUGCAUUGCUGUGGGAUCUUCUUAUAGAUAUGAGAGAGUCCAAGUGUUGUGAGAUUAGUCCUGAGAUUUUCCGGAUUGUUUUUAGAGCAUAUAGUAGAGCUAAUUUGCCUCGUGAUGCCAUCCGGGCAUUUAAUAGAAUGGUUGAGUUUGGAAUUAAGCCGGAGGUUGAUGAUCUUGAUCAGCUUUUGUAUACUUUAUGCAAAAGGAAGCAUGUCAAGCAUGCCCAUGAGUUUUUUGAUAAAGUUAAAGGUGGGUUUGAGCCGAAUGCGAAAACUUAUAGCAUUUUGAUACGGGGUUGGGGUGAUGUUGGUGACGGAGGUGAGGCUCGCAAGCUGUUUGAUGAAAUGCUUGAAAGAAAAUGCUCGCUUGAUGUUCUUGCAUACAAUAGCUACUUGGAGGCCUUGUGCAAAGGAGGGAAUGCUGAUGAAGCUUAUAAGAUUUUUCGUGGUAUGCCAUCAAAAGGAGUUGAACCGGAUGCUUGUACAUACUCAGUCUUCAUCCGGGCAUACUGUGAAGCAAAUGAUAUUCAUUCAGUUUUUCGUGUGCUUGAUAGAAUGAGAAGAUGCAGCCUCUUGCCUAAUGUGUUUACAUGCAAUUGCAUCAUCAAGAAACUGUUGAAAAAUGAAAAGGUAGAAGAGGCUUACCAACUUUUAGAUGAAAUGAUUGAAAAUGGAGUUAGACCAGAUGCUUGGAGUUACAAUGCAGUCCUUGCUUUCCAUUGUGAUCAUUGCGAGGUUAACAGAGCUCUCAAGUUAUUAUCUAGAAUGGAAAAUGAUAACUGCAUUCCAGAUCGUCAUAGCUACAAUAUGGUGCUCAAAUUACUGAUCAGGAUAGGGAGAUUUGACAGAAUGGCCACGGUUUGGGAGAAUAUGUCAGUGAAAGGGUUUUAUCCUUCUGCUUCUACAUAUUCUGUCAUGAUUCAUGGUCUCUGCAAGAAGAAAGGUAAGCUAGAGGAGGCUUGUAAGUAUUUUGAGAUGAUGGUCGAUGAAGGAAUACCACCAUACUCAUCUACUGUUGAGAUGUUGAGAAACCGGCUUUUAGGCUUGGGGCUCCUUGAGCAAAUUGAGAUACUUGCCUGUAAAAUGGAACGAAGUACUUCUUGCUCAAUACAAGAGUUUGCAAACGACAUGAGAGGUAAUAGGCCCUUUAAAGCGUCAAGAAGUGAAGAAAGUGAGUUUGACAGUGACUGAAGAUCAUAGGUUUGAAUGAAGUGUAUCGUUCUAGGAAGAUGAUUUUCAUGAAACAAACAACAAUUUGGCUUUGUUGAACUGUCUAGGAUGGUUCCCCAAUCCAUAUGUAGGUUUACAUGAUUCACUGAAAAAAAUAAUACAGCAUUUCGAGUUUUAAGCUGUGUUACUAAGUUUGACAACUUGACAAGAAGCAAUGGUUUUAAUAAACACCCUUGUUGUCUAAUGUUGGAUUAUUGGUUAAGAAGGGUGAACUCUUCAUAAGUAAUUAAUUCCCAACCACUAGACUGAUUUUUUUUUAGAAUUGGAUAAUAUUGACAUUGGUCAUUUCUAUCUCAGAUUUUGAAAGUUGAGACAAUUAAUAAAUUACUGUCAGACUUC